CGCAGUCACACACAACAACAGGGGGGAGUUCCUCCGAUUCAGCCGUAUACGCACUCGACCUGUUCUCUCUCAGAAAGUAAACGCUGGACGAGCCGCUCUCUCGUGAGUCACCGACUUGGAGCGGCAGCUUAUUUCCAGAAAUAGAUUCCUGAUAUGUGCUUCAGCGCCGUUUUUCAACUCGUUUUACUUGCACACGGUCGCCAAGUUUAGUCUCCGUCGUUUUUUUAUUUCGUGACAAGCGGCAGAAGUCGUGACAGACAGUUGAGUUUAGUGAAAGAUCUGUUGAUCGGAGAUGCCUGAGGACGCCGGGACAGCCAAGCCUGGAGGCGUGAUUGCCUAUAUUUCCUCUGGCUCUGCCUCCAGCCCAGAGUCCUGUGUGAGCAGCAGCCCCAGCAGCAGCUACCUGUCCACAUCACCUACUCUGUCCCGGCCCUCGCUGCCCAGCAGGGCUGUGGGAAUGUUGGUGGACAUCGCUCCGCCGCCCAAGAACGGGCACCCACGCGGCCACGGCACGGAGAAAGCGGGGCGCUCCUCCACCUCUGCCAAGAGCAGCAUCACGAAAAUCAAUGGCAUGGUGCUGUUGUGCAAAGUGUGCGGCGAUGUGGCCUCGGGCUUCCACUAUGGUGUGCACGCUUGUGAGGGCUGCAAGGGCUUCUUCAGGAGAAGCAUCCAGCAGAAUAUCCAGUACAAGAAGUGUCUUAAGAUGGAAAACUGCACCAUCAUGAGGAUCAACAGGAACCGCUGCCAGCAGUGUCGGUUCAAGAAAUGUCUGGCUGUGGGCAUGUCCAGAGAUGCUGUCCGAUUUGGCCGCAUCCCAAAGAGGGAAAAGCAGAGGAUGCUCCUGGAAAUGCAGAACGCCAUGAACAACAUGAUGAGCAACAACAGCCAGCUGCACAGCAUUCUGCACGGCCACCAGAGCCCCCCGCUGCCCAUGGAGGCCAUGACCAGCGAUGCCAGCUCCUCGCCCUCCUCUUCCUUGUCCUCUGCUUCCGAUUCCCCAUCGUGCUCCAACCCCUCCUCGCCGCAGUGCCCCCAGGACGCAGAGUCUGUGGUUUCCAUGGACACCAACUCCAGCUCUGCUUCCUCCUGCGCAUCAGACAGUGGCGAGGACGAGGCCGUCGUCGCGACGAGCAGGCAGCACCAAGAUGCUUUAGCGUUCAGCCAGCAGAGGUCACCAAGACAAGGCCAGGGCUCGCCCUCGUCGGUCACAGCCACCCUGGAGACGGGGUGUGACAGCCGGAUGGAGGAGCAGCAGGAGAGCUGGAACUGCUGGAACAACAACGCAGUGGUGGGAGGUUACCAGCACAGUGCUUAUAUUAACAGCCAACACGUCACCAACGCUGCUUAUAGGGAGGAGAGGGGAGUUUACCAGCAGCAGCCUCAGCAGCAGCUUAACAGCGCCCCUAGCUGUGAACCAUCAGAAGACAGCCAAAGACAUCAUGAAUUUAACACACAACCUGCCUCAAGUGGUUAUAAUGGACCAACCAGCUGUGUGAACAGUAGAACACACUUGGUCUGUCCGAUGAACACCUCGCCCUUCGUGGACCCCCAUAAGCCAAGCCAGGAGAUCUGGGAGGAGUUCUCCAUGAGCUUCACCCCCGCCGUGCGGGAGGUGGUCGAGUUCGCCAAGAGGAUCCCGGGCUUCCGCGACCUCCCCGAGCACGACCAAGUCAGCCUCCUGAAAGCUGGAACUUUCGAGGUGCUGAUGGUCCGAUUUGCCUCUCUGUUCAAUGUGGUCGAGCGGACCGUGACCUUCCUGAGUGGCAAGCGCUACAGCCUGGACACGCUACGCUCGCUGGGCGCCGGCGAGCUGCUCAACUCCAUGUGCGAGUUCAGCGAGAAGCUGGCAGCGCUGCGGCUCGAUGCCGAUGAAAUGAGUCUCUUCACCGCCGUGGUGCUCGUCUCAGCCGAUCGCUCAGGGAUCCAGGACCUGAACUCAGUGGAGGCCCUGCAGGACAAACUGAUCCGGGCGCUGCGAAACCUGGUUAUGCAGAACCAUGGCGACGAGGCAGCCACCACUUUCACCAAACUGCUGCUCAAGCUUCCCGAGCUGCGUUCACUCAACAACAUGCACUCAGAGGAACUGCUCUCCUUCAAAGUGCACCCUUGAAAGCUUCCCAAGGGGGUAAAUCUGUGCCCUCCACCUCCUCCACACACACACCUCCACCUCCACCAGGACCUGCCUCUUACUGCCCCCUUGCCCUCUCUAUUCGACCAACCCAGUUAGUGUUUGUUUCUAGAAUGUAUUAAAAGUUAUUUUUUAUUCUAUUUUUGUUAAGUAGACCAUGUGGGGUCUAAAGAGAGAAGAAUAUGAAAUGUACUGUAUUUAUAGAAGAGAUAGCUUACGCUUGUUGCACACAAACACACACGAGUGCAUGUGUGUCAGAGGUUCUUAGUUUUGCAGAAGUUGGAGGCACUUUUCUAUUUUCGAGAGAAAGAAGAGUACUUAACUGGCUUUAUGAAAUGAUAGAGUAGAAACCAAUUAGUUUUUUUUUUUUUUUUUAAUUUUUAGCAUAUUGUUUCCUCCAAAAGCCAUUUAAUUCCAAAGUGUAUUCUCUGAUGAGCGGGUGAAUGUGAGAGACAAUAUAUACCGCAUGUUUGUUUGGUCCAAUAUUUUGACUGAUACAUGUUGGCGAGAAAGGCAAGCUAUCAGAAAACGUAUCGAAGAAUGUGUGACGAUCGCUGCUAAUGCAUGGCUGUAUUUAAUGCGAACAACUUUUACUUGGACUUUUCUCCCUUCACCUCAGAAAGCAUCAGUUCAUUGUUUUAGUGUGUAAUGUUGUAGUUUUCCUUUUUUUUUUUUUUUGUUUUUGUUUUAAUUGAUUACUUUUUUUUUAAUGUGUUAAAAGUCUCAUGUCAGCUGCCUGUACACUGCCUGAUGAUUUCUGGGGGAGUAGAUGACGCCACUUUCAGCGACACUACAUUUGCACAAGUUCUGGAGCAGAAACCCAAGUUACACAAAACCCACAAAUAGUGUGACGCAGCAUCAU
Molecule: messenger RNA, 2990 nt
Organism: Toxotes jaculatrix (banded archerfish)
Lineage: Eukaryota; Metazoa; Chordata; Actinopteri; Toxotidae
Gene: nr1d2a
Product: nuclear receptor subfamily 1, group D, member 2a
Exons: 8
Coding region: 293-2110 (605 amino acids)
Biological process (GO): positive regulation of transcription by RNA polymerase II; cell differentiation; hormone-mediated signaling pathway
Molecular function (GO): zinc ion binding; RNA polymerase II cis-regulatory region sequence-specific DNA binding; nuclear receptor activity
Source: RefSeq, a predicted model, not a curated record